AUGUUACAGCAUUACCAAGAUGCUAUGUCUAUGGUUCGUAAGUUUAGUAAACCAGAUUUAUUUAUUACUAUGACAUGUAAUCCUAAGUGGCGUGAAAUUACGGAAAACUUAUUACCUGGACAAAGUGCUUCAGACAGACCAGAUUUGACGGCGCGUGUGUUUGAUAUAAAAGAAGAUGCCCUGGUUAAAACUAUUGGAAAAGAACAACUUUUUGGUGAAGUUCUAGCCUAUAAUUGGGUAAUUGAAUUUCAAAAACGAGGACUACCGCACUUACAUAUGUUAAUAACAUUAAAAAAUAAUUCUAAAAUAAAAACUCCUGAUAGUGUUGAUAAAUUCAUCUCUGCAGAAAUUCCAAAUCCUCAUGAUAAUCCCAUAUUACAUGAAAUUGUUACUAGAAACAUGCUUCAUGGACCUUGUGGCGAUUGGUGCCUGAUUGAUGGAAUUUGUUCCAAAAGAUUUCCGAAAGAUAUCCGUAAUGAAACAACAAUGGAUGAUAAUGGAUACCCUUCUUAUCGUAGACGAGAUGAAGGAAUAACAUUCUCUAGAAAUAAUUCUGUUUUUGAUAAUCGUCAUGUUGUUCCGUACAAUCCUACACUUAUACAAAUUUUUGACUGUCAUAUUAACGUAGAAGUUGUUUGCUCGGUAACAGCAGUCAAAUAUUUAUUUAAAUACGUUUAUAAAGGUCAUGAUAAAGCUGGUGUUACAAUUUCAGGUAAUAUACCAUCUGAACUGGAUCCACAGGAACAAACGACUCAUGAAACAAUAAGUAAUCCAAACGACAAUGUUAUUAAUCAUGACGAAGUUAAAAAUUUUGUUGAUGCUCGAUAUGAUGGUCCAGUUGAACCCGCUUGGCGAAUUUUUUCUAAAAAAUUACAAGAUAAAAGUCACUCCAUUGUUCGUUUACCAGUACAUUUACCUAAUCAACAAAGUAUCACUAUCAAUGAUGAUUGUAAUGAACAAGAUCUUCUGGCAGCUUUGCAAAGGCAAUCGAUGUUAAUCGAUUAUUUUUCUCUAAAUGUGCUUAAAAGCUUUGAAGAUUUGAGAACGGUGAAUGGGAUAAUCUAUGAAACUUAUAUGUCUGCAUGUUUAGCUGCUGGGUUAAUUGAAGAUGAUCAAGAAUGGAGACGAACGUUACAUGAAGCAGUAACUUGGAUGAUGCCACGACAAUUAAGAUGUUUAUUUGCUCGCAUACUAAUUCAUUGUCAACCUACUGAUCCAGAAAGUUUGUGGAAUGAAUUUAAAGAAGCAAUGUCCGAAGACUUUAACAGACAGGUGGGAGUAGAACGAGGACAGAAAAAGGCUUACGCAUACAUUAAUAAUAUGAUUGAACGAGAAGGAUGUAGUCUUUCUUCAUUUCCCGGUAUGCCACCAGUUGAAAAUGAUUUAUGUGAUAAUGAAUCGGUACAAAUUUUGACCCAAGACCUAUCGCAAUCAUAUUAUAAUAAAUUGAAUAUCAAUCAAAAAGAAAUUGUAGAUUUUGUUUUGAAUUCUGUAGAAAAUAACGCAACCAAUCUGCCGAAUUGUAUUUAUAUAGAUGGACCAGGUGGUUCGGGUAUUGCCGCAACUCUUUUACCCAAUGGAAAAACUGUUCACAGAACUUUUGGAUUACCUGUACCUAUGUUUUCAGAUUCUUCUUCUCAUAUCAAGCCUAACUCUCAACAAGGAAAAUAUCUCAAAACCGUAGAUGUAUUUAUUUGGGACGAAGCUCCAAUGUCUCCUAGUGGAACUCUCAACAAUUUAGAUGAUAUAAUGGAUCUUCCUGAUGAGUGUUUUACUUCAAAUAACAAUGAUAUUGUAGAAAACGUAUAUGGUAGAAUAAUUAGAGGCAAACGUUAUGACGAACUCACAACAACAGUAAUUCUGUCAGCUAGAAACAUUGAUGUCGAUUUUAUAAAUACUCAGGUUGUUGAACUUUUAGAUUUUUCUACAGAACAUAUUUACAUCGGUGUUGACAGCACUGAAAAUUGUGACAAUGAGAACUUUGAUGACGCUAUUCUGCCCGAAUAUUUGAACACUUUAAAUCCACCCAAUUUUCCACCCUAUGAACUUAAAUUACGACAAUACUCGAUAGUAAUGCUAAUCAGAAAUUUGAAUUUAAGCGAAGGACUUUGUAAUGGUACAAGACUGAUUAUUUUGGAAUUGGGAGUUCAUGUUUUGAAAUGCAAAAUUCUAACUGGUGACAAAGCUGGAGAGAUUGUUUUUAUCAAUCGAACGACAAUUCCCAAUUAA
Messenger RNA from Cotesia glomerata, 2229 nucleotides. RefSeq lists its product as uncharacterized. The coding region runs from base 1 to 2229 and encodes 742 amino acids. Lineage: Eukaryota; Metazoa; Arthropoda; Insecta; Hymenoptera; Braconidae. The transcript has 5 exons. The record is from RefSeq and is a predicted model, not a curated record. Gene Ontology annotation, molecular function: DNA helicase activity. Gene Ontology annotation, biological process: telomere maintenance; DNA repair.